This is a messenger RNA of Jaculus jaculus (lesser Egyptian jerboa), 7323 nucleotides long. RefSeq names its product KIAA2026 ortholog (gene Brd10). Gene Ontology annotation, molecular function: protein binding. NCBI's taxonomy places the organism in Eukaryota, Metazoa, Chordata, Mammalia, Rodentia, Dipodidae. Bases 1 to 6288 code for a protein of 2095 amino acids. The record is from RefSeq and is a predicted model, not a curated record. The transcript has 8 exons.
AUGAGCGCGCCCGAGACGCCGGCCGAGAUGGAGCCGGCCGGGGAGGAGGAGCGGCCGCCGGCGCGGGCCGACGAAGGGAAGCAGGAGGCGGCGGCCCUGGCUUCGGGGCCGGCCCGCCGGGGGAGUAGUAGUGCCUCCUCUCUGGAAGACGCGGACGAGCCGGAGGAGGAGACGGCGGAGGCGAUGGUGGUCGCGGGCAGUGGCUGCAAGGAGCAGGAGCUGACCUACGAGCUGCAGCAGGGCCACCGCAUCCUGGGCGAGUUCCUGCAGGAGAAGCACCGGGGCCUCACCGCCCCCUUCUUGCAGCCCUUGGGGGGCGUUGCCGGCGCGGAGGAGGACAUGGCCGAGGGGCGGCGCGGCGCGGGCCGGGGCGCUCGCGUCCUCCCGCCGCAGCCUGGUCAGGGCAUGUGUCUGCUGAAGAUGGAGGAGAAGUUUUCCAGCGGCCAGUACAGGGGCAUCACCGAGUUUGUGGCGGACUUCAGGUCGAUGCUGGAGACGUGCUACCGCCUGCACGGCGUGGACCACUGGAUGUCCAAACAGGGCCAGAAACUGGAGAUGCUGCUGGAGCAGAAGUUGGCGCUUCUGUCUCGGAACUUGAGAGAAAAGACAACGAUAGCAGUUACAUCUAGAGGCUGUUAUGGACUGGAGGAGGAGAAGGGAACUGCAUGUACUUCAACAAGGCGUCGGUCAACACCUCGGAGUUUGGCAGGCUUGACAAGUGGAGUUUUUGAAUCUAUAAUGGUUCAAGUUUUAAGACAGGAAGAACAGCUGAGAGCAAAAGAAGAAAAAAGGCUUCGGGAGCAGGAAAGAAAAGAAGCAGAAGAAGCUUGCCAAAAAGAAGUAGAAGAGUGGGAAAGAAAACUUCUAGCUCAAGCUGCUCCGACUUGUAUGGAAAACAUGUGGGAAAUUCCAGCUAUUGGACAUUUUCUCUGUUUAGCCCAGCAAAUUCUAAAUUUGCCAGAAAUAGUCUUUUAUGAGUUGGAACGUUGUCUUCUGAUGCCUCAAUGUAAUGCUUUUCUGUCAAAAAUAAUGACUUCUUUACUAAGCCCUCCCCAUCGCAGACCUACCUUACAUCGAAGACCUACUUUGCCUUACAGGACCUGGGAAUCAGCACUGAGACAGAAAGUGCAGCAGUGGUACACUACUGUAGGACAGACUGAAAACCCUGGAAACUGCGCUGAGAAACUUGGCUUGUGUCCUCAGUUUUUUAAAGUUCUUGGAGAAGUGAAUCCAUUGGAAGAAAAACCUUUUCACGAACUACCUUUCUACCAAAAAGUGUGGUUACUUAAAGGUCUUUGUGACUUUGUGUAUGAAACACAAAAAGAAGUUCAAGAUGCUGUUCUUGGGCAGCCUAUUCAUGAGUGUAGGGAAGUUAUCCUUGGUUAUGAUUAUCUGGAGAAUGCUUACGUACAUUUUCCACAAUUCUGUGGUGCAGAUGUACGGAUUUAUAAACAAAGACCUUUUCAGGCCCCAGAAUUUCCAAUUCCACCCAUUAAAGUACAAAGAGUACCUCGGAUUAAACUGGAGAAAUUUAAGUGUGACUAUGUUAAUACAAGCAAUGGAGAACAUAGAUGUAAUAGAGAAGGUGUGCCCUCUGCCUUCAAGAAAGAGCAGGAAAUUAAUUUGGAUCCAGUUUGUUGCCCUACUAAAAUGAACUUUGAUAAUCAUGACAUCUCUGUUGAAAUGGAAGUGAAAUCCAGCUGUGAAAUUAAAAUUCAUAGGCCCUGUGAAAUUGAAAAAACUGAUUGUUGUAAAGAAAAUGUGGAGAAACCAGGAAGUCCAGGAGAAGUUACUGACUUUGGAGAGCCACUCAGUCCAGGCGAAAUAAGGUUUAUAGAAAAUCAGGAAAAAUAUGGGGAAGCUUCCAGAAUAAAGAUCGAACCCAGUCCAUUAAAAGAGAAUACUCUAAAAUCUUGCCAAAUUCACAUAAAUGGAAGUCAUGCUGAUCAUCCAGAAAUUAACUGCCACAAAGUUGUAAGAGAUAUACUAUUAGAGCAGUCACUGCAGAGUCAUAAGAAACUCAAACUAACUAAAAUGAGGGCAAAAAAGAAGAAAAAGAAAAAAAAGAAAUUAAAAGAUGUUUUGAAUGAAAAUUUACAAAGAAAGCGUGAAAGUCUUCAUUCUCUUGCUUUCAAGUCUUACAAACCUGAGAUCCAGAAUAAAUUAUUGAUCAUCAAAAAGAAAGCAAAACACAAGAAGCACAAAUCUGGAAAAAAAUCCAUAUCUAAAAAAGCAGUCACAAAGAAGAGGAAAACUGUCACAAAGUCACCUACUGUACCAGAAUUUCAGCUUAUUUGCACUAAUCUUGAUGAACUCAGGGAAUUAAUCACAAAAAUCGAGAAUGAACUCAAAGAUCUGGAAAACAGUAGAAAAAAAUCGGGCAAGUGGUAUCAUCGGAGACAAGCUGUAAAAGAAUUGCAUAGUACAUUGAUACGUCUUUUAAAUGAAUUGCUGCCAUGGGAACCAAAGUUAAUGAAGGCUUUUCAAAGAAACAGGAGCCGCCUAAAGAAAGACUAUGAUGAUUUCAGAAGACAACCUGAUCAUGAUAAGUUCACUAGAGAACUGUGGACUACUGAAGAAUGUGAAGGCGACCCUGGGAAAGAAUCUCCUCAAGUAGAAAUCAGUAAGUCUGUAGACUCAACAGAACCUCUAGAUCUACUGGAAAAAGAUCAUUUUGAUUCAGAUGAUAUGAAAUUGUCAGAAAUAGGUUUUCCUAUGGCCAGAAGCAAGUUGUUGAAAAAAGAAUUGCCUUCUAAAGAUGUAUUGAAGACACUGCCUAAAACACUUAAAAGACAGUUCAAACAAACUAGUUAUCUGGAUGAUAGCACAAAAGAGCUUUCCCCGAGGAAGAAAGCAAAGCUAAGCACAAAUGAGACAUCAUUUGAGAAUCUAGAAGUUGAUACCCAGAUUGACUGUUUGAAUGAAUCAAAACAUACAGAGCUACCAUGCCCAGAGUCAUUUGCCUCAGUGGAUUCAGUUCCAGUGUCUACUCUCCAGAAAGGGACCAAACCUAUUCAGGCCUUGCUUGCAAAGAAUAUUGGGAACAAAGUGACCUUAACAAAUCAACUGCCCCCUUCCACAGGUAGAAGUGCUCCUGCUGUGGAAAAGCCAGUUAUAUCUCCUGCAGAAGCAAGCCCCAUAAAGCCAGCAUUGACCUGCCUCACCAAUUCAAAAGGACCUUUACAGAUGGUAUACAAAAUGCCCUGUGGUCAGUGGUUGCCAGUAGACCUUCACAAUAGCUCUGUCAAGAUUCAGAUGCAACCUGUGGUGGAUCCUAAAACAGGAGAAAAAAUCAUGCAGCAGGUUCUUAUUCUCCCGAAGAACUUUGUGAUUCAGCACAAAGAAGGAAAAGCAAUUGCAAAGGAAAUACUACCACUUCAGCAAAAAGGUACAGAACAUUAUUCCUCCUUCCCCCAGACAACAUCAGUUCUCACCUCAACAGGGACUGUUUCUACUCAACUACCUAAUACAGUUUUCAACAAGACAGCGACACCUUCAUCAAAUGUGAGUUCAAGACCACAGCCUUUGUCACCAGUAACCUCUGUAAGUAAUUUAUUAAUACCACCAGUUAAGACUAGUCAAAGUGAGGCAGAAAAAGUUGUGAAUACAGUUUCAGCAGCUACAUUCCCCCAACCAAUUGCCUUACCCACCAUUUCCUCAACAGGUCAGCCUUUAUUAUCAGCAACAACAUUAAGUGAAUCUACAAAUACUUGUAAUUCCCUCACCUGCUUUCCACAACAAACAGCUGACUCUUCAGAUGCAAAGCAAGAACUGAAAACUGUGUGUAUAAGAGAUUCACAGUCAAUUCUUGUUAGGACACGAGGUGGGAACACUGGAGUUGUAAAAGUACAGACCAAUACAGAUCAAAAUUCACCCAACAGUGUAUCUUCAAAUUCAGUCUUCACUUUUGCUCCCCAACUUCAGGCAUUUCUGGUGCCAAAAUCAACUUCAUCGUCCUCUGGCUUUUCACAGGUAGGUGGAAUGACUACUACACCUAGUCUCCCAUCUUUGAGCCAAGCACCAUCUUCUGUUUCCAUUCCAUGUGGCUUUCAUCCAUCCAUGGAGAAAAAUCCCAAACCUAAAUUAACCCAGCCCUCCAGCAGUGGUAAUUUGGGCCCCAUGAUAGAUAAAACUGCACAUAUACCCUCUUCUCCCUUGAAGUCCACCAUUUCUUCCAGCACUCUGCUACCAUCAACAACAAAUAGUUCAGUAAGUGUAAUUAGCAUAUCAGCAGGAAAUUUUGGACAAACCAGUGCAAAUGUUAUUUAUACUGCAACUAAACAGCAGCAAGUUGAUUAUGUCACAAAAAGCUACCCUGCUACAAGAUCAGAAGCAACAAUAGCAAUAAAUGGAGAUAUGCUCAGUGGGACUCCAGUUCAGAAGCUUAUGCUAGUAUCAACUCCAUCAGUUCUUCCUUCUGGCAGUGGAACUGCAAUUAAUGUGGCACCAGUACCAACAUCUACAGGUGUUUCUACCCAGAAAGUGGUUUUUAUUAAUGCUGCAAUUCCCAGUGGCACUUCAACGCCAACAAUUGUUGGAGAGCCAUUAAAACAAACACUUCCUCACCCUUUAAGUAAAACAUAUGUUAAGACUCCAGAGCAACCCCAAAUCGUGUUAAUUCCAUCUACAGUUGGAGCACCAAUGAAAAUAAAUUCUUCACCAACUGUGUCUCAAAUAAAAGAUGUGAAAAUUGGACUAAACAUAGGUCAAGCAAUUAUAAAUCCUCCAGGCAGUAUGCCAGCUAUCCCAUCAAUUAAUAUAUUGCAAAAUGUAAUGCCAAAAGGAGAAGAUAAAAGUAGCAAGGGCUAUGUUUUACCACUGUCAACAAGUGGUAAUUCAGUUCCAAUAAGCUCAAAUAUUGUGAGUCAAAAUAUCCCUCCUGUCAAUGAAUCUGUGGUUUCUGCAACAGCAGCAAGCAUGUUUUCAGUAACAGGAGCAAAUGUAUCUUUGAGUUCUCUUCCAGUGACCUCAUCCUCUGCUUCAGUUGGGGCACGGUCUCCUGUUUUAGUCAGUGGAAAUGAUACCUCUUCAAGAAUUAUGCCUAUUUUGUCAAACAGACUUUGCACAUCAAAUUUUGGAAACACUGUGGCCAUAUCAACUGUGAAAACAGGACACCUUGCAUCAUCCGUUCUGAUUUCAACUACACAACCAACAGUAUCUCCUAAAUGUUUGACAUCAGCUUUGCAAAUCCCUAUUACUGUUGCCUUGCCUACACCUGUGACUACAUCUCCAAAAAUAAUCAACACUGUUCCACAUUCAACAACACUGACAGGAGCCACACGUUCUAUCUCUCUUUCUAAAAGACAAUCUCGGACUCCUCUCCAGUUCCAGUCUCCAGGGAUAUCAACUACAGUGCCAACAAAUGUGAACACAAAUAAACCUCAAGCUGAAAUAUCAUCCCCUUCACCAAGUCCAGGCAAAAUACUUAAUAUUUCCAGUUUUACUUCUAUGCCAAACCAGCAAAUGUCGUCUGCUUUAGUAAAAUCAACUCCCAGUCACAAUUCUGCCACAGGUGGCUCUGCCACCCACACUGCUGCACCACCACCAAAUGUAACUAGUCUGGCAGGAGGUCCAUUCAGUGAACCUUGUAUUCAGCAAAAAAUAGUCAUCAACACUAGUACACCAUUGGCACCUGGUACUCAAAUCAUGAUUAAUGGAGCCCGUUUUAUUGUUCCACCACAAGGUCUUGGAGCUGGCAGCCACGUUCUUCUUAUAUCUACUAACCCAAAAUAUGGACCUCCUUUAGUUCUUAACAGUGGCCCAGGUAUUCAGGCUACACCAGUAGAUAACCCUGUCCAGAAGAUAAUACAAGCACCAAAUAAUUUAAGUGGGCAACCUGUGAAACAUCCUGUAAGAAACUCUACAAAAAUUAUAAACUCUCUUGGAAAUGCAAGUUCUCUCCCCACAGUCCAUGCAACACCACAGAUCAUAAACACAUCUACUAAAGUUUGUGUCCCACCUCCUGCCCCAACAGUGUCGUUGACUUCAGUAAUUAAGUCUCCUCCAGCUACUCUGUUGGCUAAGACAUCUUUGGUUUCUGCCAUUCCCUCUAGUAAUCCUCCACUGCCAAGUAGCACAUCGGUAUUUCAUUUGGACACAUCUGUCAAAAAAUUGAUGGUUAGCCCAGAAGGAGCCAUUUUAAAUACCAUAAAUACUCCAGCUUCUAAGGUUUCUUCAUUGUCUUCAUCUCUCUCUCAAAUUGUUGUAUCUGCCAGUCGAAAUCCUGCCUCUGUCUUCCCUGUUUUUCAGUCAUCUGGUUUAGAGAAGCCUGACACAGCUGCAUCUUGAAUUUAGACUAAAGGAGCCAGUUUUUAAAUAAUGGGGCAUUGUUUUAACUCCCAUAAAAAUUUUAUCUGUUUAUUAUACUGUUUGAAACAUACUAUACAUACUGUGUGUGUGUGUGUGUGCGUGCGCGCACGCGCGUGCGUUUGUAUGUGUGUAUUUUAAUGUAUCUACAUUAGCUUGCACAAGACUUUUCUUGGGGAAGGAAAAGUAUACCAUUUCACUCAUUGGUAUGGGGAUGUUUUCAGAGGUUCUUUGUUUAAAGUACAUGGUCAAGAUUUAACUGUCUAUAAAAUAAAUUGAACAAAGUCGUUUGACUAGUAUAAAUAAGCUAGCCUUUUUCAAAUUUACAUUGACAUACUUCUUUGCAUUUGGACUAUUGCAGUGUAUCUAUGAUAUAGUAUUCUGUGUCAUUAGUGAAAUAUUAUUUUUGUUUCUGUAAAAAGAAUAUAUAUAUUUAUGCAUUAUGAAAAUGCAGUCCAUGGUGUAAAUUGUACAUAUUCCCAUAUCCCUAGCAAUCUGUACUAAAUAUAUGUACAAAGAACUAUUCUGUCUUAUUUAUGUUUUGUUUACAUAAUGUAUAGUUUUUUAAGUAUUUUAGUAAUUUUGGACCAGUGAACUGUUAGCAACAAUGCAGAAAAAUCUGCAUGUAAUAAACUGAGUUGCUGUAUUUCUUUGUUUGAAUACCAUUUUUUAGAUAUGUUCUUGUUCCAUUGAAGAAUACAUGAUACGAAUGAAGACACCCUUUUUUUAAAAAAAAAAAAGGUAUUAAGACAGAGAACAUGCAUAAAUUAUCGUAUUGGUUCCAGACUUCACAGUUGAGAUAUUUACUUUUAUGUGUCUCAUUUCAUCUUCACAGUACUUUCAGGAAUUCACUGACUAGCUAAGCUUUCCUAGCUAGUAGGUAGUAGAGCCAGGACUUGAAUCUGAUGCUUUACAUCCUUUCCCAUUGUUCUGCAUUACUUCCAGUUUAUUUCAUUUUUUCAAGAGUUCAUGAUUUCCAGACUUAAAAAAAAAAAAUCAUCUGGGCAUGGUGGCACA